UCGGCUGCGGGAAAGGCUUCUGGAUGGACAAACACAUGAUGUGCCACCCCUGUGGGCCGGGCUACUACAACCCCUCAGAGACUGCAGUAACAUGUCUUCCAUGCCCGGUGCAGUACGAGAAAGGAUUCAUUUCAGCUGACAGCGUCAGUGAGUGCUUCCUGACACGACAAGACCAGCACAGUGGAU
Messenger RNA from Candidula unifasciata, 186 nucleotides. NCBI's taxonomy places the organism in Eukaryota, Metazoa, Mollusca, Gastropoda, Stylommatophora, Geomitridae. The record is from the annotation of a GenBank genome assembly.